AUGAAACCCAACCUUGUCGCCCCGACCUUCCCACUCCGAUCUUCUCACCCCAGGACCAACGUCGAGAAGUUCCUGGCGGACUUUGGACUGGAGUCCGAGUUCUCGUGCCACUCCAACAUCCGCGGCCUGUCCGGUGGCCAAAAAGUGAAGCUGGUGCUGGCAGCGGCGAUGUGGAACAGCCCCCACCUCCUCAUCAUGGACGAGCCCACCAACUACCUCGACAGGGACUCCCUGGGCGCCCUGGCCACGGCCAUCCGCGAGUUUGACGGCGGCGUGGUCCUGAUCAGCCACAACAGCGAGUUCACAUCCACCUGCUGCCACGAGACCUGGUUCAUCAGGGACGGCAAGGUGGAGGUGGUGUCUGCCUAUGCGACAAAGCUGGAGGAGGCGCGCGCGGCCGCGGCCGCGAUGGACGUUGGCGGGGACGCAAACGGCGCCUGA
Molecule: messenger RNA, 441 nt
Organism: Monoraphidium neglectum
Lineage: Eukaryota; Viridiplantae; Chlorophyta; Chlorophyceae; Sphaeropleales; Selenastraceae
Product: Elongation factor 3
Exons: 4
Coding region: 1-441 (146 amino acids)
Molecular function (GO): ATP hydrolysis activity; ATP binding
Source: RefSeq, a predicted model, not a curated record